This is a messenger RNA of Cuscuta campestris, 914 nucleotides long. Lineage: Eukaryota; Viridiplantae; Streptophyta; Magnoliopsida; Solanales; Convolvulaceae. The record is from the annotation of a GenBank genome assembly.
GUAAAGAGAGGUAGGGGAAGGUAGAGGGAGGUAGGGUAACUCUUUUUCCGCAGCUAUCCUUCACUCCGGAUCGCUGUGUUCCCGAUAGAAAACCAAUGGCCUAUCUUCACAUCGCCAUACUCGUCUUCCGAUCGUCAUCUCCAACAACACAGGGAGCCUUGCGUUUGACGACGGCAAUGUAUCAAACAUGUACCGUGCAGUGCGAGCCCGAGCCUUCAAGUUCCUGGAUUCGAUUUCCAAGUCUUCCAGGUACAUAAACAAGCGUCUGCUCAAUCCUAAUCCGUUGACAAGAUUAGGGUUAGAGGAGUUAAUGAAGCUCCCAUGGUUCAAGAAAUCAUCAUCCCAAUCAAAUUUGACAGGGGAACAGCAAGUCCUUGAAGAUGAUUCCGACACCGAUUGCAAAGGCUUGAGGAAAAUGAAUGCGUUCGAUUUAAUAUCAAUUUCUCCUGGGCUGGAUUUAUCGGGGCUCUUCGGGGCGGGAUCCGACAAGAAAGUAAUGAGAUUCACCACAAAUGCGGGAGUGAGAGAGGUUGAGGAGAAGGUGAAGAAAAUUCGUUGCAUAGAGGGGUACAGAGUGGAGAGGAGGUGAAGAGGAGGGGUGAUUAGGUUAGUGAAAGAGAGGGUAACAUUGGUGGUCGAAAUUCAAGAAAUGGCGGCAGAGCUAUGGCUGGUGGAGAUGAAGGUGGUCAAUGGAGAAGCGACAUUCGAUAGGAAGGAGUGGGAGGAAUUCAUGAUUGGGUUGAGAGUUGUGUGCUGCUUCAUGGUGGGUGGCAUGAAUGAAUUGAAUUGAAGGUACACACUGAUAAAUCUUGAAUUGCCGGUGGAUUUGUGGAGGAGUUUGUAAAUGAAAUGUUUUUCUGUUUUUUUUGUGUUUUUUCUUACAGAGAAGAGUGGUAAAUGCCUAUAGGUUUGUU